Molecule: messenger RNA, 420 nt
Organism: Gongylonema pulchrum
Lineage: Eukaryota; Metazoa; Nematoda; Chromadorea; Rhabditida; Gongylonematidae
Source: the annotation of a GenBank genome assembly
GGUAUUGCAUAUGGCGCUGAUUUUGCAGCAAUUGGAGUUAUAACUGUUCGCUGGGCAUCUCUGAAGCAAAGCGGCGUGUUCAUCGCCGGUAUUGCAUAUGGCGCUGAUUUUGCGGCAAUUGGAGUUAUAACUGUUCGUUGGGCAUCUCUGAAGCAAAGCGGCGUGUUCAUUGCCGUGCUUACAAGCUUUAACAGCCUCUCGGCGCUUAUCACAAAUCCUGUUUCCGGUUUGCUUUGCGAAUCGUCGUUCGGCUGGCCAGCCGUCUAUUACGUGCAUGCAGCAUUUGGUGCAUUUAUAUUUAUCAUCUGGUUGUGUUUCUAUAGGGAUGAUCCAGAACUACACAAAAACGUUUCAGGUGAUAUUUUAAUUUUCAAGGUAAAAAAUCUUGCAGUUUUUCUCGAAUUUCGAGUUGAAUUUUAG